AUGCCUCCGUCCACCGACAGCUCCCGGCGAAACUCGGAGGAGGGCUUUAGCGAUGGGUUCAAAUUGGAUUCGUCGGCUCUCAACAAACCACCAGAGGAAGUUUUCGAUAUUGUUGGGAAAUUGGGAGAAGGAUCAUAUGGAAGUGUCCACAAAGCAAUUCACAAAGAAUCUGGUCAUGUGCUGGCUAUCAAAAAAGUUCCGGUUGACACUGAUCUACAAGAAAUCAUCAAGGAAAUAAGUAUAAUGCAACAAUGUAAAAGUAAAUAUGUUGUGAAGUACUAUGGAUCGUAUUUCAAGAAUUCGGAUCUCUGGAUCGUGAUGGAGUAUUGUGGAGCAGGUUCGAUCUCUGAUAUUAUGCGUGCCAGGAGGAAACCUUUAUCCGAAAUGGAAAUAAGUGCCGUUUUACGUGACACACUCAAAGGAUUACAGUAUUUGCACGAUUUGAAGAAGAUUCAUAGAGAUAUUAAGGCCGGAAAUAUUCUUCUGAAUACCGAUGGAAUAGCAAAGUUAGCUGAUUUUGGAGUAGCUGGACAACUUACUGAUACAAUGGCAAAAAGAAACACAGUUAUUGGAACUCCUUUCUGGAUGGCACCAGAAGUCAUUGAAGAAAUCGGUUACGACACAAAAGCGGAUAUAUGGUCAUUAGGAAUAACGGCAAUUGAGAUGGCAGAAGGACGUCCUCCGUAUUCUGACAUUCAUCCGAUGCGUGCAAUUUUCAUGAUCCCUACAAAGCCUCCGCCGACAUUCAAAAAACCAGAAGAAUGGUCUGCAGAAUUCAAUGACUUUAUAAGAUGUUGUUUAAUUAAAAAACCGGAGGAACGGAAAACAGCUCUCAGGCUGUGCGAGCACACCUUCAUAGAAAACGCGCCAGGGUGUGACAUUCUACAAUCAAUGAUUCAAGAUGCACAGGAAAAAGCAGCACUUGGACAAGUCCCUCUGACAGCCAGUGGACCUGAUGCCACGUUGCUAAGUGAAGGAAUGUCGACGAUGAUUGACGGAGGGGAUGCAACACUGGUCCAACACAAAGAUAACUAUGUGACUGCUCAAAGUCUACGAAGCCAGAUGGAAAGCUUGAGAAUCGGAGGAGAAAUUCCAAAGUCUGCAUAUAGCUCAUCCAAAAAUGGUGGACAACCACGAGUUCAACCACCAGGUCACACAGCUAGUGCUUUGGAUCCUUCUAAAAAUAAACCAUUUCCACAAGACGGAACAGGUCCCAACUUCCAGAUCGGAACGAGUGACAGCAGUUAUAAAGAUGCUUCUUACAAUAUGAUGAACACAGAAAUGGAGUAUGAGAAUAGGUUCCAACGCGCCGUUGUCGACGGAGAUUUUGAAUUCCUGCGAAACAUUACACUGGACGAAUUGAUAAGAAGAAAAGAAAGUUUAGAUUCAGAAAUGGAAGAAGAGAUUCGUGAAUUACAAAGAAGAUACAAAACAAAGAGACAGCCAAUAUUGGACGUCAUUGAGAUCAAGAAGAGACAGAAUUGA
This is a messenger RNA of Caenorhabditis remanei, 1485 nucleotides long. RefSeq lists its product as uncharacterized. The transcript has 11 exons. Gene Ontology annotation, molecular function: protein serine/threonine kinase activity; ATP binding. Lineage: Eukaryota; Metazoa; Nematoda; Chromadorea; Rhabditida; Rhabditidae. The record is from RefSeq and is a predicted model, not a curated record. Gene Ontology annotation, cellular component: cytoplasm. Gene Ontology annotation, biological process: protein phosphorylation; regulation of MAPK cascade; protein tetramerization. Bases 1 to 1485 code for a protein of 494 amino acids.